Pyrenophora tritici-repentis Pt-1C-BFP is the source of this 1488-nucleotide messenger RNA. The record is from RefSeq and is a predicted model, not a curated record. NCBI's taxonomy places the organism in Eukaryota, Fungi, Ascomycota, Dothideomycetes, Pleosporales, Pleosporaceae.
AUGUCCACCCAGUUCCCAGACGGCAAUGCCGCCGACGCGCCCCAUGUGGGAGACGCCUCGGGCAGCGACGCCAACCCUACCGCCGGUGCAACGAUCAGCCCCGCUGUACCUGGCGCCUUCGGAAACGAGCAGCUAGAGCAGCAGGGCUAUGACGCCGACUCAGAUAACGACGAGGCCGACAUUACCCAAAUCCACCAUCUACCAACUCUAGCCGCCUAUGAGUACGACGGCAACGGCGAGCCCAGGCUAGUAGGAGAACUUGACGAAGCUUUUGUUAAAGGCUCAACCACGGAAGCUGGAGAGAAACUCUACCAGUUCUGCUUUGACACCGUCCACACCCUACAUAACGACCUCGCCAAUCUUCAAGAGCGGCUGACGGACGCUCAGGAAGACCUCAUCGACGAGCGCGUCGCCAAACUCAACUCCGAAAAGCAGGUAAAGUUCCUUACAAACCAGCUUCAAGAGGUGAGAGGCAGCCUCCACGUAGCCAACCAAGACCUCCAGUCGAAACUCGACACCGCUGAGCGACGAGCCGAACGCUACCUCCAGCGCAAGGAGGAGUACAAGACCGCCCUUAACCAAGAGUCUACCGCGCACGGCGAAACCAAAGAAAAGCUUAAAGCCUAUGCUAGCACCGCGCGCCCAUCUCUACGCGGCAAACCGCAUGACUCCAUCUCUGACGAAUCAGAUGGACCCGUUAGCGUACGCCGCCACCGCUCAGCUACCAAACUUAGCCCUGACGCUCCGCUGCCCGCCACAACGCAGCGACGAUCUAAACAACCUGAACCCGCGGUCUUUGAGGGCCCUACAGGCACAAAGGCCUCUACCUACCAGAAAUGGAAACUCGACAUGCAGAGCUGGUUCCGUGCCCAUCCGUACCCUUUCGCCAACAACGAGGAGGAGCAACUAGACUACAUCCGCAUGAAAACCACCGGCGUAGCCUGGGAUAAUAUCUCGAGCGGAUGGUUUGUCGAAGGAGACGAGUUCCAUACUGCACAAGAAGCGUGGGAUAUCCUCGACGCCUGCUACGGCCGUUUGAAUACCCGCCUAGAUGCCCACAACUUCUACGAAAAGGAAGGCUUCAUGAAGCCUGGUGAGACUAUCACCUCCUACCUGGCCCGCUUCAAAGCCGGCGUCGCUCCCUUGAAAUGGGACGACGAGGAAAAGACUCUGCAAGCCUACAAGAAGUUGCCAGACCAGUGGCGCAGCCGAGCGGAGCACCUCAUGAGCGACGACACCUUCACCAAGGACUUUGCCAAGUUCAGCCACAAGCUCCGACACCUCGAACAACUUCACUCCGCCCUCCAGCCCUCUCACAACCCUAGCAAGGGUAAUAGUGGAGGUAGCGGUCGUGGCGGCGGCGGCAAUAACCGCAACCGCAAUCGCAACGCCGACAACGCGCAGCCCAAAGGCAGCGGAGCCAACCAAUUUAUUAUCAACAAACCCUACAGGGAGCGCACUGUCAUGGAGAACCCAGGUCCUAGCUGA